Messenger RNA from Salvelinus namaycush (lake trout), 1396 nucleotides. Its product is annotated as calpain-1 catalytic subunit-like. Gene Ontology annotation, molecular function: calcium-dependent cysteine-type endopeptidase activity. The transcript has 12 exons. The coding region runs from base 203 to 1396 and encodes 397 amino acids. Gene Ontology annotation, biological process: proteolysis. NCBI's taxonomy places the organism in Eukaryota, Metazoa, Chordata, Actinopteri, Salmoniformes, Salmonidae. Gene Ontology annotation, cellular component: cytoplasm. The record is from RefSeq and is a predicted model, not a curated record.
ACCCAGUCCUCUUAUAAAUAUAUCCCAUGUUCCAAUAGGUCAGGAGAGAUCUCCACUCUCAUAGACAAUAGAACAGGCUAUUGGUUCCAUUGCUACAGGCAAAUUCAAUCAAAGCCCGGCUAAAGUAUUGUAAAUGAUUUGGCUGUGCAGCACCCACCCGGGCCACUGACUGUAUUUACAGUAUAUCGUGUCCUGUGUCAGUAUGUCAGGGGGAAUCUCUGCUAGCAUAGCCACCAGCAGGCUACGAGCCGAGGGAAUGGGCUCCAACGACCACGCUGUACCCUUCCUUAACCAGGACUAUGAGGCUCUGAGGCAGGAGUGUCUGGAGACGGGGUGUCUGUUCCAGGACCCCUCCUUCCUAGCCGAGCCUCCCUCUCUGGGCUUCAAGGAACUGGCCCCCUUCUCCGCCAAGACCAGGGACGUGGAAUGGAUGAGACCCACGGAGCUGACAGAUGACCCUCAGUUCAUCCUGGGAGGAGCUACCAGAACAGACAUCUGCCAGGGAGCGCUAGGUGAUUGCUGGCUCCUAGCAGCCAUAGCCUCUCUAACCCUCAAUGAGAGGCUGCUCCAUCGAGUGGUCCCUCAUGGUCAGUCCUUCCAAGAGGACUACGCUGGGAUCUUCCACUUUCAGUUCUGGCAGUUUGGUGAGUGGGUGGACGUGGUGAUUGAUGACCGGCUGCCGACGAAGGAUGGAGAGCUCAUGUUCGUCCACUCAGCCGAGGGCAAUGAGUUCUGGAGCGCCCUGCUGGAGAAGGCCUACUCCAAGCUCAAUGGUUCCUACGAGGCUCUGUCUGGAGGCAGUACCACAGAAGGUUUUGAGGACUUCACCGGUGGUGUCUCUGAGAUGUACGAUCUCCGGAAGGCUCCACGGGACCUGUACAGGAUCAUCAGCAAAGCCCUGGACAGAGGCUCACUGCUGGGCUGCUCCAUCGACAUAACCAGUGCCUUUGACAUGGAGUCUGUCACGUUCAAGAAGCUGGUGAAAGGACAUGCUUACUCAGUCACCGGCCUCAAGCAGGUGGACUACCAGGGUCAGGUGGAGAGGCUGAUCAGGGUGCGUAACCCCUGGGGACAGGUGGAGUGGACUGGGGCCUGGAGCGACAAUUCUCCAGAAUGGGAUGAGUUGGAUCCAACUGAGAGAGAGGACCUGCAUCUACAGAUGGAGGAUGGAGAGUUUUGGAUGUCGUUCCGGGAGUUCCUGAGGCAGUAUUCCCGUCUGGAGAUCUGUAACCUGACGGCGGACGCUCUGAGUGAGGACGGCCUCAGCCACUGGAACACCAUCAAGUUCCACGGCAUGUGGAGACGGGGGAGUACCGCCGGGGGCUGCCGCAACCAACCCAACACGUUCUGGAUCAACCCCCCCCAACACGUUCUGGAUCACCCCCCCCCCAGUUAA